AUGGGCGAGUUCACGUCUUUAAGAACAUUGAUCAAUGAAAACUUUAAGAAGAUUUCUGACCAGAUUAAAGUAAAUCAGCCCACAGUGACACGUGAUGAUGGUAUUCAAAUGUCGCCUGAUGUCGACGUGCAAGAUAAACCUAAAGGCCAGCCAAAGAGUGAUACAACUAAUACAGAUGUUAAUCCUGUUUCUGAUGAAGCAAUAGUUGAGGGGAAUAAUACAUCUGAGAUGUUGUGUAUCAUACUACCUAUAUGUGUAUCCAAAGAAGUACAUGUAUCACAGUUUGAGUUGCCAGACCAGUUUCUUCCAAGUCAAAAACCAGAAGCUAGAAUUAUGAUACAUCAUGCAGCAAAAAAUCCAGCAGAUGCAACCCCAUUAGCCUCACAUAGGAAUCGGCGUGCAAGUAGAUGGUAUUCUUCGCCUUAUGAGUCAAACUUCGACUCCGCAGGUACCUCAGUUAAGUUGACUCACAUAUUAGACAAGAAACACCUAUUUGAAGAUGAUUUGAUUUCGGGACCACAUCCUACAUUAGUCAUUCAGGAGUAUGAGAAAUGGGUUCGUGAUGGUCUUAUCGCUAAACAUUAUCAAAAAAGUGAUUUGGAAGACCAUUACAAAAAGAACAAGUCAACACUGCAUAUACCGUUGGAUUUUGGCGUUGAUCAAGUCACUUCAAAAAACUGGUUUUACCUUCUCUCAUUUGACGGCAAACUAUGGAAUGACAAUACAAGAAUAGCUGAAAUAUUCGAUGCUGAUACAAAUAGUAAUGCAAAUGUAGCCGAAGAAGAGGAUGUGGUAUGUGAAUACAUAAGGGGCUACAGAUUGCUGGCAAAUGUACCGUGGCAUACUGUUGACAAUGUCUUGAUACCAGUCAACUUGAAGGACAAACUGCAUUGGGUAUUGGCAGUUGUCUCAUUCAAGGAUAGAUGUAUCAAAGUGUAUGACUCCAUUAGAUCAUCAUUGCAUGAUGCCUAUGUGGCUUCAGAGAUAGAUAAGCUAGCUAAGCUUGUACCUCUGUAUCUAUCGAUCAGCGGUUUUUACAGAGAUAAGCAAGGCAUAGAUUGGACUCAUGACUCAGCAUACAGUGACAAGGCACCAACUGAUCCCUUUGAUGUUGUUUUCAUUUCAAAUCUGUCUCAACAAAAUUCCGGGAGCAUAUAUGGUGCCCUCCUUUGGGACUAUGCUAUGCGAAAGAUAGACGUUGAUGCCAUAAGCGAGAGCGAAGCACCUUCAAAGAUUCUUAGGCACAUCACUGAUUCUGAUACGUCGGUUAAGAUAAUGUUAGAGUAG
Messenger RNA from Nicotiana attenuata, 1287 nucleotides. RefSeq lists its product as uncharacterized. Gene Ontology annotation, biological process: proteolysis. NCBI's taxonomy places the organism in Eukaryota, Viridiplantae, Streptophyta, Magnoliopsida, Solanales, Solanaceae. Gene Ontology annotation, molecular function: cysteine-type peptidase activity. The record is from RefSeq and is a predicted model, not a curated record. Bases 1 to 1287 code for a protein of 428 amino acids. The transcript has 6 exons.